CUUGUUGCGCAAUCGGUUCGAGCUCACAGAAUCACUGGGCCAUCAUGCUUGCGCUUCGCCGUGGUCUUCGCCUUGCGCCCAUUGCUUGCCGCUCGUUUAGCUCGCCGGCGAACCUCGAGAUCUGGCGCCGCGCCGAGGCCGUGUGCUUUGACGUCGACAGUACUGUGAUCCAGGACGAGGGCAUCGACGUGCUGGCUGCGCACUGUGGCCAGGGCGACGCCGUGUCUGCUUGGACCUCCAAGGCCAUGAACGGCGGUGUCAAGUUUGAGGACGCGCUUGCGGCGCGGCUCAACAUUAUCCAGCCCUCCAAGGCUGCGAUUGACGCGUGCUUGGCUGCCCAUCCGCCCACCAAGCACCUCACAAAGGGUAUCCAGCGGUUGAUCCAGGAGCUCCAAGCGCGCAGCGUCGACGUCUACCUCGUCUCCGGGGGGUUUCGUCUCAUGAUUGAGCCCGUGGCCGCCCACCUCGGGAUUCCGCCCAGCCGCAUUUACGCCAACACGAUUCACUUUCAUGACGAUGGCAGCUACAAGGGUUUCGAUGCGAACGAGCUCACUAGCCGCGACGGAGGCAAGCCCCGCGUCAUUGAGCUGCUCAAGCGCGAGUGCGGCUACAAGACCGUGGUGAUGGUCGGUGACGGUGCCACCGACAUGCAAGCCAAGCCUCCAGCGGAUCUCUUUGUUGGCUAUGGGGGUGUCGUUGCCCGCCAAGUGGUCCAAGAGCGCGCCGACUGGUUUCUGCGGGACUUUGAAGAACUCAUCGAAGGCCUGGCUCGCGUCGACUAGUAGUAGUGUAAACGGGACCUCGCAUCACCUAGAUAGUGUCGACGUAGUACUAAGUAGAGGAGACCACAUCGAAAGAACGCCGCUUCUUUGUUGGCUAAGCGUCAAGCAUAGAAGAUGACUCACUCGCGGCG
Molecule: messenger RNA, 913 nt
Organism: Saprolegnia parasitica CBS 223.65
Lineage: Eukaryota; Oomycota; Saprolegniomycetes; Saprolegniales; Saprolegniaceae
Product: phosphoserine phosphatase SerB
Exons: 3
Coding region: 45-782 (245 amino acids)
Biological process (GO): L-serine biosynthetic process; dephosphorylation
Cellular component (GO): cytoplasm
Molecular function (GO): L-phosphoserine phosphatase activity; magnesium ion binding
Source: RefSeq, a predicted model, not a curated record